Molecule: messenger RNA, 12644 nt
Organism: Betta splendens (Siamese fighting fish)
Lineage: Eukaryota; Metazoa; Chordata; Actinopteri; Anabantiformes; Osphronemidae
Gene: spen
Product: spen family transcriptional repressor
Exons: 15
Coding region: 261-10823 (3520 amino acids)
Biological process (GO): regulation of alternative mRNA splicing, via spliceosome
Cellular component (GO): nucleus
Molecular function (GO): mRNA binding
Source: RefSeq, a predicted model, not a curated record
UCAGGGACGCGCCUAGUCACGGGAACAGUCCAAAGCGCGCUCACGAGGUGCAUGAUCGCGCUUUUAACAGUGAAGAGUAUCAAACAGCGUGCGGGGAUUCAACCUAAUGGUCUACAUUGGGUCACAACGACUAAUCAAUGAUUUGCGCCGAGCAUUUUUCCUCUUGCUCGGCCAUUAGUUUGCAAAGCUCCUCUAUUUUGCACGGGAACAAACUGACAUAGCAAACUCAUCUGUAUGAUCGGGGAGCAGGAGCACACAGUAUGGUCCGGGAAACCAGACAUUUAUGGGUGGGAAAUUUACCCGAAAAUGUACGAGAGGAGAAAAUCAUUGAGCACUUCAAGCGAUAUGGACGCGUGGAGAGUGUCAAGGUCUUGCCCAAGCGCGGUUCAGAAGGUGGAGUUGCCGCCUUUGUGGAUUUUGUGGACAUUAAAAGUGCUCAGAAAGCUCAUAAUGCUAUCAACAAGAUGGGGGACAGAGACCUGCGCACUGAUUACAAUGAACCAGGCACAAUUCCUAGUGCCGCAAGAGGGCUGGACGAUAGUCUGUCCUUAGGCUCUCGUGGCCGGGAUGUAUCAGGGUUCACAAGGGCAGCAGGGGGGGUCGUGUAUGGGCCCCCCACGUCUCUCCACAGCAGAGAUGGACGCUAUGAACGCAGACUAGACGGGACUGCUGAAAGUCGGGAGCGGGCAUAUGAUCACAGUGCCUACGGACAUCAUGAGCGUCCUGGUAGCAGUUUUGACCGCCAGCGGCACUAUGAAACAGACUAUUACCGUGACACGAGAGAAAGGACUCUAAGUACAGCUGGGAGCGGGUCUGGUACCUCAAGUGGAAGCAGUACAACCGUGUCAUCGGGAGUCGGUGGAACUAUCGUAAGCACUGCUGCUGGCAACACGGGAACAAGCGGAUCAGCAGGGGGCACGACAGGAGGAAGUGGGGGAUCUACAUCCAGUGGGGUCGGCUUCUACCGCUCUCACAGCAGGAGCCCUUGUCGCUUUGAGACGCCAGAGCCUCGCUAUGAGUCUCGUGGCAGGGAACCCUUCACUUUGGCCAGUGUGGUUCACAGGGACCUUUACCGGGAGGACAGGGGUCGGCGGGGGGACAGGUCCUACCGCCACAGCCGCAGCCGGUCUCCACACUCAACACAUUCUCGCAACCCUUCUCCUCAGAGACUGGCGAGUCAAGCUACCCGUCCUCCACGUUCCCACAGUGGGUCAGGCUCUCGCAGCCGCUCCUCCAGUUCAGACUCGGUCAGCAGUACCAGCAGCAGCACGAGUGGCAGUGAUUCUAGCAGUAGUUCAAGUGAUGACUCCCCAGCACGUUCUGUGCAGUCUGCUGCUGUUCCGGCACCCACAGCACUUCCUUUAUCCUCCCUUGACAAGGAUGAACCACGUAAAAGCUUUGGCAUCAAGGUCCAAAACCUUCCUGUGCGCUCCACAGAUACGAGCCUGAAGGAUGGUUUGUUUCAUGAAUUUAAGAAACAUGGAAAGGUCACGUCUGUGCAAAUACACGGAGCUUCAGAAGAGCGCUAUGGGCUUGUUUUUUUCCGCCAGCAAGAGGACCAAGAGAAAGCCCUGGGAGCAUCAAAGGGGAAGCUGUUUUUUGGCAUGCAGAUUGAUGUCACAGCCUGGAAUGGACCUGAAACGGAAAGUGAGAAUGAAUUCCGUCCCCUGGAUGAGAGGAUAGAUGAGUUUCAUCCCAAAGCCACACGGACCUUAUUCAUUGGAAAUCUUGAGAAGACGACCACUUAUCAUGACCUGCUCAACAUUUUCCAACGCUUUGGAGAAAUUGUGGAUAUUGACAUUAAGAAGGUGAAUGGAGCCCCACAGUAUGCCUUCCUACAAUACUGCGACAUUGCCAGUGUCUGCAAGGCUAUAAAAAAGAUGGAUGGGGAGUACCUUGGUAACAACAGACUAAAGCUGGGUUUUGGAAAGAGUAUGCCUACAACAUGUGUUUGGUUGGAUGGAUUAGCAUCAAAUACAACCGAGCAGUUUCUUACUCGCCAUUUCUGCCGCUAUGGACAUGUUGUCAAGGUUGUUUUCGACAGAAUGAAAGGAAUGGCCCUUAUCCUGUAUAACAACAUUGAAUAUGCACAAGCUGCUGUCAAAGACACGAAGGGGUGGAAGAUAGGAGGCAGUAAAAUCAAAGUUGACUUUGCAAAUCAGGAAAGUCAGAUGGCUUUCUAUCGCUCAAUGCAGGCGUCUGGUCAGGAUAUUAGAGACUUUUACGACAUACUCUCAGAGAGAAGAGAUGAUCGACGAACUCAGUAUGAAUUUCCAGCGGAAAGACAAUAUUAUGAAAAUGUGCGAACACCAGGAGCAUAUACUGAAGAUUCACGCAGGAAAUACUCUGCUAGAAGUCGGGAGUUCUACACUGAAUGGGACCCCUAUCAGGGAGAUUACUAUGAUCCACAAUACUUUGAAGACCCUCGGGAGUAUCGGGAAUAUAGAGCUGACCCUUAUGAGCAGGACAUUCGCAAAUACAGCUACUUGCAACGGGAACGUGAAAGAGAGAGAGAACGCUUUGAAACAGAUCGUGGACGUGAUCAUGGAAGGAGGACCAUUGAGCGUAGCCAAAGCCCGUCUCACAUUAGCAAUCGUCGUCCUGCUAGCCCCACUGCUUCCCCUUCACUCUCUGAGCGGAUUCCAAGUGAUUCAGAUCGUCGCAUUUGCUGUCGAUCAUCUGAUAGAAGUGGUAGUUGCAGCUCAGUUUCUCCACCUAGAUUUGAAAAACUUGAAAAAACACGCUCUGAAAGGUAUAAUACGGACAAACUUGAAAAAGAUCGUGUUUUUGAAGUUGAAAGAAGCAGUCUGGUUGAAAAGGAGAAGCGGGCUGGGCGUAAAGAUCGAGGGGACAAGGACAAAACUGAGAAACAGAGACUUAAGAAGCUCAAAGUUACAUCACCUAUUAUCCAAGCAUGUGAGACAGACCCUGAGAUUGAAAGAGACGUUAGUCCGGAAUCUGCCCUUCGAAGUAAAAACAGUAAAGUUUUAAAGGAAGGCUUGAGCAAAGGAAGAUUGGACCUUCUCCCUUGUGUUGUACAGUUAACACGGGUUAAAGAAAAAGAAGGGAAAUUGAUUGGUCAGACUGUGCAAGACAAACAAGUACAGAGAGGGGGGGGUGACAGUCCUAGGUUAGCAUCACCUUCAUCUGAUCAGAGGAGCCCUCUAUUCCGCACAGAACCAUCAAAAGUAGAUAUUUCCAAACAUGGUAAGGUGCCCAGGGAUAAAAACAUGCACAGUUUAGUGGAGGUUAUAGAAAAGGAUACUAAAGUAAAAUCCAAAAAGCAUGGAAAAGCUGAAAUAGGAUUUGACAGUAGUAUUUGUGUUGAUAUUGAUCGUUUAGCUGCAAGGAAAAGGCGCUUUGAAGACUCUGGAAAAAACGAGCGACAAAAGAGAACCAGUGAUGAGGACCUUGCAAGAUCUGGGCUUCAUAAACCAUGGAACAAUACUAAAGAAACUGAUUUGGAUAGGAACCCUUUUAUAAAAGGGAGCCAUAAAAAGGAGCACCACAAAGACAAAGGUGUUCGCGUGGUCUCAGUUAGCAGUCCUUCAGAAGAACAAGACUGUGAGAGAAACUCUGUUGGCCUUUCUCUGGAGAGGGCGUCCCAACUGGGAGAACUGCCAGAGGACUCUUCAGAUCAAUUAGACUCUGCCUACCUUAAAAUGGAUUUAGAGGGCUCAAAGAGUGAUACUCACAGCAGUCUCACAAAGACGCCAGAUGAUGGUAGUCUUGAUUUGAAUGAACAGAAACCGGUUCAGUCUGAAAAUGAACAAGGGAGUGUAAAAUGCAGAGAUUUCAUUGAUGGGGAGGAACACUCGCACGUUGACCAGAUUAAUCUUUGCACAAAACAAAUUGAACACAAUCAAUGGUCCAGGUCCAAGCCUGGCGAUCCCGAGAAGUCAAUAAAGUUUGAAAAACCAUCAAACAAAGAGACUCGAGACUUUGAAAAGGAUUACAUCAUACAUGAUGCCAGAAAACCAAUUCUGGAAGUGGCUAAUGACGACUUCUCUUCCUCAAAACGAAAGAAAGUGGAGACUUUUGAUUUUGAAAUGGGCGCUGCAAAAGGGGAGCGCAGUUUUGCAAGUUCAGAAAAAUUGAAUGAGGAAACAUAUCAUACUAUAACAUCCCCAGUAGGAACUGGCCAUUUUUCUACAAAUGAUGAAGAUGGCACAGCCCAUAUUUUGAUGUCUGUUGUAAACAAAGACAGAAAAUCCUCUCCAAUAAUAGAUGAUAAAUUGGCCCAUAUUGAGUCAGUAAAAAACAAUUUAGGGCUAACGACUAGACAUUUUCAGUCUUCAGACAUCGAACUGCCGAAGCUAAAGACUACCUUGCUUGGAUGCGAUGAAGAGUUAAUGCAACGUUGGGAAAGAAGGAUGAAAUCUGAUUCACUUAGAAGGGAAAUGACAUUUCCAAGUGAUGUAGUCAAACUUGAAAGCAUCUGCAAACGACUUAGCCAGGAUUUAGAACCUGGUGAAGUGCAAUCAGAUUCAGAUGAGGAUGACGAUAAUGGAGAAAACAAACACAUCUCGCCUAAAUCUAGUUCCCUGUCUUAUAUCCUCAGGGAACAUGAUGAGCGAAUGAUAGACUUAAAACAUUCAGGGUCACUGGAAAAGAAUAAGUUUUAUUCUUUUGCACUGGAUAAAACUAUAACCCCUGAUACGAAAGCACUCCUUGAGAGGGCCAAAACACUGUACUCCUCUAGAGAAGAUAAUUGGUCAUUUCUUCCUUCACGCUUUCCCACCUCCCACAGCUGUUCAGAUAAGGACAAGGUAGAGCUGGCCCCUCGACCUAUUCCUUCUUGGUAUAAGAAAAAGAUUCGGACUAAUUCUGAUGAAAAACAUCAUGAUAAAAAGGAGGACCUUAAUCCCCAGGACCAAGAGCGCCAGGAGCUGUUUGCCUCUCGCUUCCUUCAUAGCUCCAUUUUUGAACAGGAUUCUCGGAGGUUGCAGCAUCUGGAACGCAAAGAUCAAGAUUCUGAAACUAGAACUGGUAGGUCUUUUGCUAAACCAGCUGCUACCGAGCGACCGUCUGAUUCUGGAAGUAGUGACAUCCCUCAAGAGCCCAUAGUUCUUUUCCACCGUCGGUUUCUGGAAUUUCAACAACAGAAGGACAAAGACCACCCCACACCUGACACCGAAAAUGAUUUGUUAGCAACAGACAUGAAAAGAGAGGAGGUGGAGAAUUCUGAUACUCUACUGUCAGAUAAAAUAUCUGAGCAGUUACUAAAAGUUGAAAACAAAUCCACCAGUCCCACUUUGGCAUUGUCAGUUUUACAAUUUGAUGCUUCCCCUAAAGAAAUGUCACCAGAAAAGAAAGAUUUCUUAACUUCAUCUGUGGAUCAAACUGUUUCGUGUAUCAAAGAAGAAAGCGAGGAUUUAGUUGUUGAGAUGUCUCUGCCUCAUUGUCUGCCUAUGGAUGACUUGAAACCAGUUGUUCCUAAGUUAAGCAUAAGCCCUCCGACUGCCUCUUCAGAUAUAGUAAAUGAUCUAGAAACCAAGAUAGAGCUGCAUGAACCUAAAGUAAAAAUUGGUGAUGGAAAAUUGGCAGUGGAACAUAAUUCUCGAGUGGAAGAUAAGCCGGCUACUCCUGGUGGAUCCCCAAGUGUGUUUGAAAAAGAGACGACUGACUUGGCUUAUUCUGAUUAUCCAAAGAUAGAUGAAAAACCUGAAAUCUUAAACCCAGAGCCCAAAAUAGAUAUUCAGGAACCGGAAAACUUUGAGGAGUUGCAGAACACGGAGACGGACAGUGAAGCAUGUAUGCCGGAACUGGAGGCAGAAAUAAAACCACUUCCAAAUCGCAGACAGCCCAAGAGUAAAAGGGCAAAGCCACUUACGGUUUUGCGCACACCACAGCCUUCCCAAAAUGUUGUGAGUGAAAAACCUGCAACACGAAAAAGUGAACGGAUUGACAGAGAAAAACUUAAGAGGGCAUCAUCUCCUCGAGCAGAAACACCAAAAGCAACAUUUGAGCCUAAAACCUCAUCAAAGUCACCAAGUCACGCAUCAGAUUCUGAACAGAACUUGGAGUCAAGUUUGAUCCAUGGGAGAACCCGUCGUAGGAAUGUACGGUCAGUUUAUGCCAAAUUACACGAAGAUGACCAAGCUAGCAAAGAGAUGGUUGAGUCAUCACGUUCAAUGCGCAAACGUGGUGCUGAUAAAGAACCGAUACAGCAAGAUGUUCAAAUUCCAUCUACCAAUACAAGGCGAGGGCGUCCACCCAAAAGAGGCGCUAAAAGAAGUGAGGAUGUAUCACCGGUGAAAGGGGAUCAACAGAAAACUGCAGAAGAGGAGAUGGACAUCAAAGACAACCCAACCAGUGUAGAGACUGUUAAGCCCUGUGAGGGAUGGCGGUCACCUCGCACCCAGAAGGUGCAGCAAACACAGCUGGCCUCAUCGAUCCCAGUUAGCAAGAAAGGAAGUAGAAUAGAAAAACAGUCAGGGGGCACAACAGCACUAGGUGACCAAUCUGAUCUUGCAAGUCAGGAUGAGUCUGAGGUUAAGCCUAAAGCUGAUUCAGAAGUGUUUGGGAAGUUGGCAGAAGGUGCAGAAAACUCAGAAUCACCAGUGCACAGAAAAGAAAAAGAGCCUGGUGGAAAGAAAUUGGUGGCUACAGAAAGUAUGGAGACAAACUCCUCUGAGAGAACGCCACAGCCUGAAAAAAGCGUAAUAAAAGUAAAAACACCAAGGUUUAAAAAAAAUACUCGGCAAAUCACAGAAGAGAAAUCACACAGCUUAAAAAACCUUGAGAUCCGCGUAAGCGUUGAUGACGUAAAAGGAUUGCUUCGUUCGGAGGAGGUUGAACCUGAGGCGGCCGAGGCUUCUGUCAUUACAAAAAAGACAGUAAUUCAAGGGAAUGAGGAAACAAAAAUAGUUUGUCUUCCAAAAGAAUCACCAGAGGAGAACGAAGAUUGUUUAUCAGAACCUGAACUUCCUGCUGAUCCAGCUGCUGCACUUUUAGCGCGACAAAUGGAAUUAGAGCAGGCUGUGGAAAAUAUUGCAAAACUUACAGUUGAGCAUCCUCCCCGUCCAUAUAAAGAACCACCCUCAGAGCAACCAAUCAUAUUGCCUCCGGUCAUAGUGGAGCCAGAAGUAGAGGUUGAGGAGGAAAAACGAGCAAAUCCUGCUAGUGAAACUGAACUUGCAGCUGCCAUUGAUUCCAUUACAGAAGAAACAUGUGCAGAUGCAGACGGAUUCACGGCUUCUUCUACUUACACUGCCCUUGUUCCAACCCCCGAAUCCCUGAUAUCCCAAUCCUCAAAUGAAAUUAUGGAACCCGAAACCCACAUGGUCAUUAAUAAUAUUCUUGCAGCAGACUCAGAUGAGGGUCCUCUAUCAUCCAGCCCAAAAGCAGCAGUGCCAGAGUCGAAGGCAGCUGAAGAUGCACCAUUACUUGAAACACCCAAGAAAACAGGCAAAGUCAGAGCAAAAACCCCCAAAAAGUCAAGAAGCCGCAAAGGUAACAAGAAAGCGGAUUCUCCUGAAGAGGUACCACAACCGGAACCCUCCCCCGUCAAGUUACCGGAGUCAAUUCCAGAAGACCCAGAAACCAUUAAUUUAAAAGCAGUGACAGUUACAGCAACUGCAGCAACCUCUGUGGUCACGGCUGUUGCAACUUGUAGGCGUGACGCCACCAGUGCUAUAACUGUAGACACACCCAAAGAGGCAGAGCAGCCUGAGGUUGAACAACCUGUACCCAAAGAAUCUGCCUUUCAUUCAGGCACAACUAACAUAUCCAGUUGUAAAAAGCAUCCACCAGUAAUAGAGCCGUCCACCCCUACACUUGCCUCUGCUCCUGCCCGUUCACAUGCCGCAUCCCCAUUCGGUGUAUCUCUGCUGCGCCCCGCCAAAAUGCCACUUUCGCCUGACUGGCCUCAAAGACCAGAAGAAAGUAGAAUCUAUGUUGCUCCCUCAUGUCAUGUCACAGUAGUGACUCCUACUGUACCAGCAUCGACUGCUCUUGGAACUUCCUCUGCAAACCCUCCAAUGCCGCCCGACACGAAGGCCUCAGACAUAGACCCCAGUUCAAGCACCUUGAGAAAAAUUCUAAUGGAGCCUAAAUACGUGUCUGCGUCUAAGAGCAAUUCUAUACCAACAACCAUGGUGACGUCUGCCUUGUCAGAGCCUUCACGGAUGUCAGAGAAUGAAAAUCCCUGUCAUACGCUGAGCUCAAGACAUUUACAUCCCGAAGACAGACCAACAUUAACCCCGCAGCCUAUACAUCACAAACCAUCUCCCCUGACAGAGUCCCAGCAGAACUGUGGAGAAAAGACCCAGCACACGGUUAUUUCUCCUGCUACCUCAGUAAUAAGUCGCAUUCCAAUGCCUUAUGAUACAGAGGAAACUCCGCGGAUUUCCCUAAGCAACAGGAACAUUGGCCUGUCACUUCCCAAGCAGAAAUUUAAAUCGAAUUCUAAUGAGAAUAAUCGCUACCAUGGCAUUGAUAUGGUAGAAGAUGGAACCCGAGGGCGCUCGGUGGUUGAGACCACUUCUUAUAGUACAGGCUCCAGUCCAGGCUUGAGGGUCAACACAUCUGAAGGUGUUGUUGUCUUGAGUUAUUCUGGUCAGAAAACCGAAGGACCUCACAGGAUGAGAGCCAAGAUUAGUCAAAUUCCUCAAGCUAGUGCUGGUGAUAUAGAGUUUCAGCAAUCUGUUUCUAAAUCUCAGAUAAAGCAAGACCCACUCUCUUCAUCAUCCCAGUCCCCUAGCCCCAAAAUGGGUCCAGUUCCUGCAUCUUACGGGCACACAGGAGUUCUCUUGACUGGCCAGUCCUAUAACUCCCAACCUGUCAUUUCAAGCACCAAGGAGAGUCUGGGGUGUGACAAGUCAGAUGAACGCCCGUAUCACCCGACGGUAAAGAUGUUCCAACCACCGGUUAGUUCUCCACAGGUCUUGAUGUAUAAUACAGCUGUGAUCCAGCAGCAUGGCAAGAGAGAACCGCUGUCAAAGAAGAAGGACAUUGCCAAAGCUGUUCAGCAGUCUAACCUCAGCCCGGUCAUGAAUCCACACCACCCGUCACUGUCUGGAUCUCGAAUGACCCCCAGCCCUGGCAUCCAAACCGAUCGUUCAACUUUACACCUCAAACAAGAGCCCCAGUCUCCACGGACAGCUGUUCCCUCACCUUCAACCUUCACCAAAGCCUGUGCUUCAGGCAGUUCUCCUAUAGGGACCCCUGUUGUUCUGAGUCAGGGUAUGCCAUCAGUGUCUGCUUAUCAUUCUAGUAUGCAUCACUCGCACUCAGAACAGUCCUCCGUCAUAAUGCAAGCUCACAGUGUCACCCAGUCAGUCGCUCAUGAAUCCAGAAUAAACACUCCUCCUAUGUCGGGGAUUAACUACGUAAGGCGAGGUGACUCACACUCAUCAUCCCAUCCAGGGCCUCCACAGCGCUGCAACACCCCUCAGUCAAAUGUUAUUCGAGAUAUGGUACUGCAGAGUCAUUCAAGCCCCCAGUCUGUAUCAAGUGGUAGUGGGAGCAGCAUGACCGAUGAGGACCCCAGACACUUCAACCAAGCCCUUAGUAGACCACCAGGGCCCCAGCUUCAGUCAGAUGUAAUGAUGAUUCACAGUGAUCACCGAGUGCUCCAUCCAAGCUUGCGCAUGGACCAGUACAGAGACAUGCACCAGCGAAUCCUCUUGCACCAGCAAUUGGGAGAGCAGAGUGUUGUAGAAGCAAGACAGCCACGCACCGCAGAGCCUGGACCGUCCUCGAGCAGCAUCUCAAAGAGUCCCAUGGCAGGGAAGGCCAUCGAACUUUCCGGAAAGGAAUCUCUGAAACCACUAGAAACAAAGCUGAUCCAUCCACCGGCCGGUGAAAGUAGAAUCAGAGGUGUUCAUGCCUCCAGUCCCGUCAUGGUGUCUCCUCACCAUCAUGGGGUUCAGCUCAUGCAUCCAGGAGGUGCCAGCUCCUUUUCAGUGUACAGGGACGUGCGAGGCUUCACAUCACAGUUUCCAGGACAUUCUUCAUCAGGACACAGCAUCACAAACCAAGGCCUUACAUCUUCACAGGUCCCUGCUGAGCCUGACCUGAGUCGCAGAGGUAAACUGUCACAUGGAGGAGGAAGCGAUUGCAAACCUGAGAUGUCCCAUCUUCGCCAUGCUCCAUCUACGGAACACUCGCACAUUUCUCGAAUACCAGGCGAUACCAUCUCGCCCUUAUAUCAGUCUCCCAUGACGUCCCCGAUGAGUCUUACUCACAAGCCUGAUGUGUCACUUCAGAAGGGCCCUCCCUUCAUGUCAACACCUCCACCAGCGGUGCCCUCAUCGGGUUCACUGCAGCCACGACCCGAAGCCAAGCUGGAACAUUCAGGUCAUCGCUCCAUUGACAUGGUGCAGCUUUUGACGAAAUAUCCUAUUGUUUGGCAAGGUCUGCUGGCACUGAAGAACGACCAGGCUGCUGUCCAGCUGCACUUUGUUUCUGGGAACACCAUGCUGGCACAGCGCUCUUUGCCACCCCCAGAGGGAGGGCCACUCCUUCGGAUUGUCCAGAGGAUGAGGCUUGAGGCGUCCCAGUUGGACAGUGUGGCACGCAGAAUGACUGUGGAGAAUGACUACUGUUUACUAUUGGCUCUACCCUGUGGUCGUGACCAAGAGGAUGUGCUUGGUCAAACCCAAGCCUUGAAAAGUGGCUUCAUCACGUACCUGCAAGCCAAACAGGCAGCUGGCAUCAUCAACGUGCCCAACCCCGGCUCUAAUCAGCCAGCUUACGUGGUGCAGAUUUUCCCACCGUGUGAAUUCUCUGAGAACCACCUGUCACGGCUGGCCCCGGACCUUCUUAACAGCAUCUCCAGCAUUUCCCCUCACCUCAUGAUUGUCAUUGCCUCUGUUUAAUUACCUCCAUUUUCUCCCCCCUGAACAACGCCAACACCAGCCCUUUUGGACUCAUCCAGUUUUGUAAACUGGCAUUGCCUCAUAUUUUGAUGAGUUUGACUUUAUAAAAACUCUAAUUUAGCACGCACUCACCUUUUCUCCUUCACUUCACCGAGUCCUUAAGUCACCCAAUGACGUUGAAUUCCAAAAACGAUACCUUUACAGAGAGGAUGCAGAAGGUCGAACUUGGAUUUUUUUUAAGGAAUCAUUUCUGAUUAUGAAUUUCCUUUUUUGCUAUUGUUUUUGGAGGUGUUGUUGAAGCCUUUUCUAAUUCAUAGUAUUCAAAAAGCUAUGGAUUGAGACCUUCCUAUGGGAUAUUUUUUACCUUCAUAAAAGUGAUUGUUUUUUUUGUUUUUUAAGAAAAUGACAUGAGACGUCAUUGCACUAUGUUAAGGAUAAUUGUGGACUCUGUACAGAUUUGAUUAUAAUAUCAUACAUGUUAUAGAAUUAUUCUCAUGAUCAGCCAUGUUUGUGCACGAUAAAAGAAAAAUCAUUGCCCAGAUACUGAUCAAGAGUCACUUCGGUCUGAUCAGCCUGCUUUUGUUCCUUCGCCAUCAGCUAACUUCUAUUUCAUUUCUGGACUCAACUCCUCCCCAAGUGUUCCCUGCCCCAGGAACUCGUGAAGGGACCUUUAGAGUUGUACAGUUUACACUUAAUGCCUCAACAGGGGACUUUAUAAAGAAUAUUUAAUUUGUUUAUUUUUGUUUGCGUCUUCUUUAAACCUAAGGGUAUUGUGGACAAUUGUGAAACUGUAAAUACUAUAAAUAUUUAAAGACUGAAGCAAUGUGGAGACCAAGUGAAUUAUUUUACAAGACAGAUCAUCAGAUGUUCUUUUCUUUUCAUUCAUUCAUUCAUUAUUUCUUUCUUUCUUUCGGUGGGGGCAUGAAGGGGUUUGGAGGAUUGUAAAGGAUCCUGGAGUGGUAUUAACAAAAAGACAUUUUCUGUGCCAAAUGCUCAACAAACUCUGUAUCUAAAACAGAAUUUGAUCAAGACCUAUUUUCAUAUGUGACUUUGUAUCUUGCCAGUCACCAAGCAGAAUGAAUUUUUUUUGUAUUGUUCAUCAAUCCAAAUCUGUUACUACAGUGCUUUAACAUUUUGAAUCUGUAUCCUCGUUUUGAAGGGAUCUUUUUAUUGUAUUGUAGGGGUAGCAUUUUUUUGUUUGUAUUUACCUGAUGUGGUCCUCUACUGCCCCCUGCUGUCUGAACAUCGUUUUCCACAUUAAGAACUGCAUCCUGAGGUCGUUGAAGCCAUGACUUCAUGUCUGAUGCGUUGAAGCAUGCGUUAUUUUCUAACCCUAAAGGGUAAAGUAAAUCAUUGAUGAAAAGAAUGUGACUUGAACUUGACAUCAUGCCGCUAAUGGAUGUGUUGAUCAUCUGUCUCCAUCCCUUCCUUUAUCCGUCUCUUUGAGCCAAGCUGUAAAUACUUAUGUCCUUAAUCUGUGCUUGUGUAUUCUUCCCCCUUUAUAAUUGUCUUUCUUCAGGGUCCUUAUUUUGCUUUGUGCAACAAAACAAAGCAGUCUGAACGAGACAGGAGAUGAGGCGUUUGAAACCGAUGCUGAAAGUAAAACCAUGCUUGUCAGUUUUGUGGUGUAAAUAUUUCUCUGACUGCAAGCUGAAUACUCUCAUGGUUAUGUUGAAGGCACUUAUAAUUUUUGAUAAACAAGAAGAAAAAAAACGAUGAUUAAUAUGAAAACUGUCUUUUGAUCAAUCUUCAUCUUGAGUGUAUUUUGCUGUUCCUCCAUGAGGACAUUUUAAAAUGUAAAAUAAAUGGUUGUUUAACUUA